UACUUUAUAAACCAUAGUUUGAUAUUUAUAAGCUGUAUUCCGUAGGAGAUUUAUGUAUUAAAUAUUAAAUAUUGCGACAUAUUUCUGUAACGAUUUCUUACUGCGGUGCAUGAAUAAAGAUAUCCGAGGUUGACGUAUAUAGAAGCACUGCAAAAAUAGCUUGCUGAAUACUAUAUUGCUCUUAUGUAUCCUUUUAUGUAUCACAAUGUUUAACAUCAAAAUGUUCGUUGUACAACGUUCUAUAUAUCUUUUCACCAUAAGCCGUGUCAUCUGACACUGUCUUGUUAUCACUAUCAACUAUCCAGUAACAGUAAUAACAUGCAAUAAAUAAAAACGGAAUUAUGCAUUUUGAAAUUUACUUUCAUGUCCGCAGAUAUCAAAGUAAAAGGAUCUUUUACUUAAUAAUAAAAAUAAAAUAUUUAAUCGUUAAAAUAUUUGAAGUAUUUUAUUAUCAGAAUAUUUUAUUACUAUCUUUGUCAUAAAAUACUUUUGAUAUCGCUAUUUUGUGUAUCAUAUGACAUGAAAGAUAUACGACAAUACGUAAAUUUCAUAUUUUAAUAAAGAGAUUAAUAAAGUAAAGCGAUCUGGAUAUCUGUAUAUCGUUGGCAAAAAUAUAGCCAAUGAAUGUACAGACAUAAAUGCGUAUUGAGAACCGUGAUUUAUGACAGAGGGAUAUCGAAAGCUAUAAUCGCAUGCUACGACAAAUCUCAUAAAUGAUUUGCGGCAAUCUGCCGACAGACUCUGCACAUGUUGGAAUCUGUCCAAAAUUGAUGGUGCGUUUUCGCCGAAAAUGUAAUACGUACAUACGCGCAAUGAACGACGAAUGCUAGGCGUAUCCCGUAUAUCAACCAGUGAGACAUGAUUUAAUGGUUAUGAAGAUAAUGUAUGUGUACGACGACACAAGAAGGAAUAAUUGGCCAGAAACAUCCUGACUGCCAAGAAGUAAAAAAAGAUGCUGACAUCUUAGCAGAACAAGUUGGCGCUUAUGUCGGGAUAAGACCAAAAGCAGUAGAAAAGGAAAAUGCAACAAUAAUUAAAGAAGAAACAUUGGCAGAAGAAAAAGUGGAAGCAAUAGCUGAAUCAGAAUUACUGCCUACUCUUACAAAAGAGGAAGUACCAAUUGACAUAGAACUCACUACAGCGGUUUCAACAGAGAAUUCUUAUCAGCCUCCUACAAUUCAGAAUCAAGAAGAUUUGAAAGACGACACAAUUUCGUUAACUAUAUCCGAAAUGGAUAAAUCAGAUAUUGAAAAAAUAAAAACUGAAGAAACACGAGUCGAAGAAAUCGCACAAAAUGCAAAAGAUAUACCAACAGACACAAAAAUAGAAGAAAGAGAAAUAGAAAAUGAAAAAACUGAUGAAGUGUUGCCAGCGACAAAAAUUGAGGAAAACAAAUUUGUAGAAAAAGUCAUAGAAAAGAAAGAAAUUUCACAACUGGAUGAAACUGAAAUGACAGACAUAAAAGAAAUGCCGCAUAUGGAAAUCAUAAGAACAAAUGAAACUGUAGAAGUUUCGUCGGUUCCAGAAAUAGAAAAGGUAGAAAAAGAUGCAGAGAAAACGAUGUUAACAAUGGAUAUGAACGAAGUAAAGAAAAUUAUACCAGAAACAGUUUCACCAACUGUAGAUAUAAUCGAAACAGAAAAAUUUAAACCAGAUAAAUUUCUCACCGAAGAUAUUAAAAAAGAGUCAAUUGCAGUGGAAGAAAAAGAAAUAAAAAUUAAAGAGCCUACACCUAUUUUGGAUGUAGAAGAAAAACCACAACUCUUGGACGAAAUAGUGAAAGAAAAAAUAGAAACAGAAGAACCAGUGAAAUUCGAACCCGAUAAAUUCCCCAUCGCAGAUAUUGAAAAAAAAGAAAUUGCAGUAGAAGAAAAAAUUACAAUUGAGAAACCUACACCUAUUUUGGAUGUAAAAGAAAAACCACUACUUUUGGAAGAAACUACUUUGGAAGAAGAAAAAAUCGAAACAAAAGAACCUGUAAAAUUCGAACCCGAUAAAUUCCCCUUCACAGAUAGUGAAAAAGAACAAAUUGCAAUUGCAGUAGAAGAAAAAAUUAAAAUUGAAGAGCCUACAUCUAUUUUGGAUGUAGAAGAAAAACCAUUACUUUUGGACGAAAUAGUAAAAGAAAAAAUCGAAAUAAAAAAACCUGAACUAAUAAAAGAAAAGAUUGAACCUCCAGAAUCUGAUUCUGAUAUAGUAAAAGAAGAAAAAAUUGAAGCCGCAGAUAUGCCAUCAAUUGCGGACAUUGUAAAAAAAGAAAAAAUUGAAGCUGCGGAAUUGCCACCGAUCGAAGACACGAUAAAAAAAGAAACAAUUGAAGUAGAAAAACCACUUGUGGACGCAGUAACGGAAGAAAAGAUAGAAAUAAUUCAGCCAAUGCCAAUAAAGGAAGAAAUAGAAGAAAAAAUCGAAGCGGCAAAAGAAUUUGUGCCCAAAAUAGAAAUUAAAAAGGAGAAAGACGAAGAUGAAGGAGAUACACUGCCAGAAGAAGUUACACCGUUUAUUGAGUUAUUCGAAAAGGAGGAAAAAGAAGAAAUAUCAGUGGAAAAAGAAAAAAUAACACCGACAAAAGUCCCGCCGCUCAAGAAACCAGCACUAAAAGACGAAGAAGAAGUACCGGUAGAAGAGAGAAAGCCAGAAAUGGUCCACAUAGAAUUAAAAAUUCCAAUUGCUGAAAUAAAGUCAACCGAGAUGGAAAUUUCGGCGAUACCAUUCGAGCCAAGAUUAGUGGCACAGCCGUAUCUAAUCAUAGCAAAGAUCAAAGAGAAAGAACUAUUGCCAAUUAUACCUGCGAGGUCAUCCUGUACGGAAUGUUGUAUGGUUAGUAAAUGCCAUUUAUCAUAAUUAUCUUUCAUUAAUUAUUAA
This is a messenger RNA of Monomorium pharaonis (pharaoh ant), 2865 nucleotides long. It is a transcript of the gene Dtg, whose product is annotated as titin. Bases 886 to 2844 code for a protein of 652 amino acids. Lineage: Eukaryota; Metazoa; Arthropoda; Insecta; Hymenoptera; Formicidae. The record is from RefSeq and is a predicted model, not a curated record. The transcript has 4 exons.